Messenger RNA from Drosophila eugracilis, 889 nucleotides. RefSeq names its product protein YIPF6. Gene Ontology annotation, cellular component: membrane; trans-Golgi network. Lineage: Eukaryota; Metazoa; Arthropoda; Insecta; Diptera; Drosophilidae. The transcript is spliced from 5 exons. Gene Ontology annotation, biological process: endoplasmic reticulum to Golgi vesicle-mediated transport. The coding region runs from base 106 to 780 and encodes 224 amino acids. The record is from RefSeq and is a predicted model, not a curated record.
UCGGUAACAUUAAGGUCACAUUAUUAGCACUAUGUAUUAGCUGGCGUAUUUAUAAUUUCUUGUCGAUGUAAACGUUAUUAUAUAUAACAGAUAAUACAAAAGCUAAUGGAUUCCAAAUUAGAUAUGUUUGAGGACGUCAACACGUCGCCUUCUUUAGAGGGCGAUAUGUCGAUUCCGGGCAAAAGAACCACAACUGCAACGUCUGCGAGCGGUGUUCCGGAUUACAAUACUCUGGACGAGCCCAUCCGGGAGACAGUGCUUCGAGACAUUCGCGCUGUCGGCGUCAAGUUCUACCAUGUGCUCUAUCCCAAGGAGAAGUCUAGUCUACUCCGCGAUUGGGACCUGUGGGGACCUCUUGUGCUGUGCACCUUUAUGGCCACCAUCUUACAGGGCUCCUCAUCCGUCGACAGCAUGUCCGACAACGGACCCGAGUUCGCCCAAGUCUUUGUUAUCGUCUGGAUCGGAGCGGCAAUAGUCACACUUAACUCCAAGUUGCUGGGUGGCAAUAUCUCAUUCUUCCAAUCCGUAUGCGUGCUUGGCUACUGCCUUACGCCGGUGGCCAUUUCGCUAAUUGUGUGUCGGGUAAUCCUUUUGGCCGCACAGACAAGCCUACUCUUUUUUCUCCGCUUUGUGACCACCACUAUAGGUUUUGCCUGGGCCACCUAUGCUUCCUUCGUAUUUCUUGGUCAGAGCCAGCCACCCCAUCGCAAAGCCUUGGCCGUGUACCCCAUCUUUCUGUUCUUCUUCAUCAUCUCGUGGCUGGUCUUGUCCCACAAUUAGCUCAUUUCGUGAAGCUUGGCUUAGUGAUUAGUUCGUAAAAAAAAACAGUGCACGUUCCAUAUCGUAACCAAAAAAAAAUCGAAAAUCAAUUGUACAUUUAUUUAAGCUA